CAGCGUCUCCAGCAUGAAGUCGUCUGAGCUGCUGGUGGUGUUUUUAUUCGCGCUUUUCUCUCAGUGUGUGAGAGGAAAGGGUUGUGUGUGUAAGCUGAAGAACUCGGAGAAACCUUUUCCUGCUCAGAAGCUCGAGUCCAUCCACACCGACGCAUCCAAAUGCAACCGGAGCAUCAGCUCAGGUCAGAUGCUGGAGGUGGACGUGUUAACGUUGGGGGUUCAGCGGCGGCUGGAGCAGCUGGCGGAGAGCGUAUCUGCGCUGGAGAUAGAGGACGACGGUGAUCUGUACGGAGCCGUGUCACUGCGUGUCAUCGAACUGGAAGUCGCCGAGGUUCUGGAGCUCAUGUUGAAACUGAACCGGAGUCUCGGUUCUCACCAGCAGCUCAGUGAGAGCACCAGCAUCAAGUUGCAAUCCAUGAUGGAGGACAUGCAGGAGCUGGAGAGCUUCGAUCACUUACACGUAGUGAGAAAACAACUAGAGAACCAGCGCAUUAGGAGAGAAUUAGCCGAGUGUCAACAUGAACUUCAGACCACCGAUCAGCCUCCCACUGCUCAACCAGGACACUGUCCACAAGGCCAGCUGGUUGACGUGUCCGGCCCUAGAAUUUACACCCUCACUCAGCAUGGAACCUCGUAUGCUUACGGCGCCUGGGGUAAAGACCCCAAACCUGCGCCAGGGAAGGAGAACGAAUACUGGCUGGUGGCUCUGACCUCUAGUAACGUGUUUGCUAAUUAUGUGCGUCGGUACAGCAGUUUAAGCACCUUGCUCGUCGGCGUUAGUCCUGUGGACACCGUCAUCGCCUCGGGAAACCCAACCACAAACACCAUUCAGGGUCCUAACGUGGUCAUGUAUGACGACGCGCUCUACUAUAACUGCUACAACGGACCCUACGUGUGUCGCUUCAACAUGUCCGAUCAGUCCAUUUCCAACGUGCAGCUGCCUCCAAACACCGGCUUUAAUAGUAAGCUUAAUUUCGGCCAUUUGGCCGCCGCGUACGGUUACACAGACUUAGAUUUAUCUACGGAUGAAUCGGGCGUCUGGGUCGUGUACGCCACUCCGGAAAAUUUCGGCAACGUGAUCCUCAGCAAGGUGGCAGAAGGGAUUCCGCCGUCGCUGAACCAAACGUGGCAAACAUCUCUGCACAAGCGUACUGUUACUAACACUUUUGUGGCAUGCGGCGUUCUUUAUGCCACACGCUACCUGGAUAAAGAUCAGGAGGAGAUCUUCUACUCGUUCGACACAGAGACGGGCAAAGAGAGCUACGACCUGAGGAUCUCCAUCAAGAAAAUGCAGACCAACAUCCAGUCGCUAAAUUACAAUCCAGAGGACCGGAAGCUCUAUGUGUACAGCGACGCCUACAUUCUGUUAUACGAUGCUGUAUUUCAGUAAUUUCAAUACCAUCCGGUCCUACGUUUUGUCAUGUCACUCAUUAAUGAUUACGACUAAUUACACAUAUGCUGUUCUUCAAAUAAAACAUGCUAAUAA
Messenger RNA from Trichomycterus rosablanca, 1486 nucleotides. Its product is annotated as olfactomedin-4-like. The coding region runs from base 14 to 1390 and encodes 458 amino acids. Gene Ontology annotation, biological process: signal transduction. NCBI's taxonomy places the organism in Eukaryota, Metazoa, Chordata, Actinopteri, Siluriformes, Trichomycteridae. The record is from RefSeq and is a predicted model, not a curated record. The transcript is spliced from 5 exons.